AUGGUUUUGUCGUACAACUAUGUAGUGUUCGCCAGUGCUCAACGUUUGGUGACAUUUGGUAACACAAGAAUUAAUCGACGACAGUUUGCGAUUCAUUCCAUAUCGUCUUUCGGUUCUUCUCUAGCCACAAUCGAUGUCGACGGUUCUUCAGGCCAACUUUGCCCACUAUUCGAUCCCGAUCUCAAUCUUCUUUAUGUUUCUGGCAAGGGUGAUUCGACGUUCCGCUUGUAUGAAUUUGUAAAUCGACCCCCUUAUGUGAUUUAUUUGACUGAAUGUCAACAACAGGCACCUCAUACUUGUAUAUGUACUAUAUCUAAAAGAGCUCUAAAUUUGACCGGUGCCGAAGUGAUGCGAGUGUACAGGUUGCACCCCCAGUCACUGCUUAUUCAACCACUUUCUUUUAUAGUUCCACGGCGGGUGAGUCACCACGGUUACCUUGCAUUGUUCCGAACGUCGUUUAUGAUUUAA
This is a messenger RNA of Cylicostephanus goldi, 468 nucleotides long. The record is from the annotation of a GenBank genome assembly. NCBI's taxonomy places the organism in Eukaryota, Metazoa, Nematoda, Chromadorea, Rhabditida, Strongylidae.